This is a messenger RNA of Symbiodinium necroappetens, 2571 nucleotides long. The record is from the annotation of a GenBank genome assembly. Lineage: Eukaryota; Dinophyceae; Suessiales; Symbiodiniaceae.
AUGGGACUUUGCUUGUCCCGGAAGGAGGGGCCACUGUACCAAGAAUACAAGGCAUGUCUUCCGCCCAUGCAGGGCAAGGUGGUUGCUAUCACAGGUUGUACAUCAGGCACUGGCCUCGUUUUUGCACGGACCCUUGCACAAGCAGGAGCUGAAGUCAUCAUGCUUAACAGGUCUUCCAAAAGAGCUGAUGAUGCCUUGAAGGACGUGCAAGCUUUGACGUCGCAGGUGACUUUCAUUGAGUGUGACCUCAUGAGUUUUGCCAGCGUAAGGAAGGCAGCAAUUGAGCUGAACCAGAGGUUCGCAUCCAAAGGCCUCGAUGUUCUUUGCAACAACGCAGGAGUUUCAACCCAACCGGAUCAAGCCACAGUAGAUGGCUAUGAUCCCCAAAUGCAAACUAACCAUCUGUCACACUUCCUCUUGACGCAGCAAGUCUGGCCUCUACUUUUGAAAGCGGCUGAUCUUCGAGGGGAAUCCCGAGUGGUGAACCACAGCAGUGGCAUCCGCCACGCGCAUAAGCAGCCCUUCGAUGUAAAGUACUAUGGAAAGAACGGCGGUCAGCUCGGAGGAGACGACGAAAGCUUCAUGGAGACCAUCACCUUUCACCCGCCCGGACUUGAACGCUACAGCCAUUCAAAGCUUGCCAACCUCAUCUUCACCUACGCACUGGAUGACCGGAUUCGCCAGAAGGGUCUUAAGGUGAAGGCCCUUUGUGCCAAUCCAGGCUUCACCGCCACUCGCCUGGUCGCGAAUUCCGAACGUUUGAGGUCCUGGUCGGAUUUCAUGGCCCGGCUCGCACAGUCCGAGGAGGACGGCACGUUGGGCAUCCUGCGCUGCGCCUGCGAUCCUUUAGCCCAGUCCGGUGACUUCUUCAGCCCCCCGGGCGGUCCUAUGGCGACGACCGGCCCAGCAGUUCUUCUGGAUCGUGAAGAUGACCUCAUCACGCCGGAGAUGCGCGAGCUGGUUUGGAGAGCAAGUGAGGAGGCGGCCGGCGAGCGCUUCGAUGGACGCAUGGGUGGAUGGAUGGACGGAGUUAACCAUGCCAUGAACGAUGGACAGACGGAAGGGAGUGAGGUAGGUAUGACAGAGCAAGAGCCACAGGAACGUCAUGGGUUGCUGGCAUCGGAGCCCCGGCAAAGCGAGCCUGUGUUGGGAGGUGCUUUGGUUUCCUGGAACACAUUCUGGGUGGUCGUGUUCCCCUUGCUCAUCGCCGCCGUGGUCGUGCCGUGGCUUCUUGAUCAUCGGAUCAUUUCGGAAGUCGUCGUCGGCCUCAUUGUCCUCUACUUGAUGAUCGAGGGCAUGAUUUUGGUGUGCUUCCCCCGAGCCUUCCAACUCUGGGCGCUCCAAAGGCCCUGGAACUUCCUCGUUCGCCUCUUGUUGCCGCCCAUUGAGAUCUUGGACAGCAUCGGGGCGGGCGGCACCGACCUCUCGAUGUUCACCUAUCGCCAGUGGGGGGAGAAUCUCUGUGCCAGUGGACAAGUCUGGCUGGGGAGUCAUGCCGUGGUUUCCAAAGCCUUGACAAGCCCCCAGGCCCGCAACCAUUGGCUGGGCGAACACCCGCUUCUUCGCAGUGCCCUGCCGGAAGGUGACACCGGCCGCUGUGUUUUCCUCUUGAGCCUCUCCGGCAAGGCUGCCGGGGGCACGGGCGACCACGAGGCCUUCCGCAAGUGCAUGAUCGACACCUUGUUCAACGACGCCGCCAUGAGAAGGGAGACGGAUGAUCUUUCACAGUCCUACAUGGAGCAGGCUGCGGAGGAUUUCGUGAAGAUGACUUCCUACAACUUCUAUCAUGCAUCCGAUGGUGGCAACACAAGCUUUUGGAUCAAGUACUUGCACCACGUGAUCUUUGGCAUGGACGUCCGAAAUCCUCAGGAGGUGACGGCACUCUACUCCUUCCUCUUUGGCAGCAUGGCCCUGACGCACUACCUCGAACCCUUCGGUCGCCUACCUUGCAUCUCACAGCAUAAAACCAUCGACGAGGUGGCAGACCUCUACGAGAAGUCCCCGGCGUUUGCCAACUUCAAGGUCAAGCCAGAGUACAACAACAUGACUGCCAGAGAGCUUGCUGUUCUCAUGACCGCAAUCAUGCGCAUCGCGGGCAUCCAGGGCUCCCGCAUGUUGAUGUGGCUCUGCACGUCCGGAGAUAAGCAUGGCAACCUCCAGACCGACAUCCGCCCGAUAUGGGACUCGCUGAACUUGGACGAUGAUGAUGAACUCGAGAGGUUCGUCCUCGAGGUCUCCAGACUCUCCCCUCCCGUGACCAUCUCCCACCGAAUUGCCCAAGAGGAUUUCUCCUGCGAGAUCAAGGGCAAAAGCUACACCUUCCCCAAGGGAACCAACGUGGCCAUCCCGAUUGUCUAUGCCAACAUUGACGAGGCAGCUUGGGGCCCCGAUGUCUGGGAGUUCAACCACAACCGGCCCGGCCUCAAAGAGAAGCAGGUGAGCUUCAACUCCGUGAACGGCGUGGGCGAUCGUGAAUGUCCUGGCAAAGGCUUGGUACUGAGGAGUAUGAUUCGCCUGCUCCGGAUCGUUGGCAAGAAGAGGAGGCAGCAAAGCGCGGCUCAGAACGUCUGA